Corythoichthys intestinalis (scribbled pipefish) is the source of this 1781-nucleotide messenger RNA. It is a transcript of the gene jazf1b, whose product is annotated as JAZF zinc finger 1b. Bases 138 to 869 code for a protein of 243 amino acids. The record is from RefSeq and is a predicted model, not a curated record. NCBI's taxonomy places the organism in Eukaryota, Metazoa, Chordata, Actinopteri, Syngnathiformes, Syngnathidae. Gene Ontology annotation, cellular component: nucleus. The transcript has 5 exons.
UCUACGUCGAGUUUGACACAGCUCGGUAAAAGUGCCAGGCGGUGUAGGUACCGCGGCGCGCACUGCUCCUACGACAACAGCGGUUCCCACCGCUGUGUUCCGGCCGUCAGCCCCGCGCUUCCAAUGCAUCAGGGACCAUGACAGGCAUCGCCGCUGCUUCUUUCUUUUCCAACGCUUGCAGGUUCGGCAGCUGCGGGCUGCACUUCGAUUCCCUGGCCGAGCUCAUCUUGCACAUCGAGGAUAACCAUAUCGACACAGAUCCACGCCUUUUGGAGACACAGGAGCAGCAGCAGCCCACCUAUGUCGCCCUCAGCUACAUCAACAGGUUUAUGACAGGAGCCGCUAGGCAAGAGCACGAUUCGCUGAAGAAGAAGAUUCAGCCCAAAGUCUAUCUGUCUUUAAUGGGGAGUCUGUGUCGCAGCAAUGUGGCCGCACAACCUCGCCACACCAGCGGAAAUCUCACCCCUCCCGUCACACCGCCCAUCACUCCAUCCUCAUCUUUUCGUUGCAGCACGCCCACAGGCAGCGAGUGCGACGAAGAGGAGAUGGACUUUGAGGAUUCUGACAGCGACAAGUCGUGGACUACAGAGAACGCCAUCAGCUCGCAGUCAAUCCUCAGCUCAAUGUGCAUGAAUGGUGACGAUGAGAAACCCUUUGCCUGCCCCAUUCCGGGCUGUAAAAAGAGAUAUAAGAAUGUCAACGGGAUCAAGUAUCACGCCAAGAACGGCCACCGGAUGCAGGUAAGAGUACAAAAAGCCUUCAAGUGCCGCUGCGGGAAGAGCUACAAGACAUCUCAGGGUCUCCGUUACCACAGCGUCAACUUCCACCCACCUGUCACUGCUGAUGUCAUCCAUUGUAAAAUACGGUAGUAGGGACUUCAACGCAUAGCUGCUGUUUUCGGCACUUUGUUCUUCAGCUUUUUCACACACUUUCUUACCUUGUGCUAUGGACACAAGAUUUUGUUGAAUGCUUCAAAAGGGGAUAGGUUUUAUUCUGGAUGUUUAAAUGUACGAUUAGGACACAAUUUUGUAAUUUGCACUUUUUUUUUUUUUUUUUUUUACUUUAGGCCUCUAUGGUGCUUGUUAAUACUUUCCAAACGGCUUACUUUUUAAAAUGCCUUUGUAAUUCGACAUGUGCCAAACCCUUAAAGAAGCCAAUGUACAUGCACUGUUAAAAUUAUUUUUUUUGUAUUAUAUCAUGUAAUGACAGUAUAUAUUAUGUUCUAUGUCCCAAAAACCUGUUGAGUAUUCUAAAUUCUCCGUGAUUGGCUGGCAAAUCUUUAGUAUAUAGUAUUCUGAAUUCCCACUGUCAACUGGACUAGACUCCAAUCUCACAUACCUAAGCAGUAUUGAAGAUGGAUGGAUGGAUAUAUGGAAUGUUGCGGCCAAAGAGAAAAAGACAAAAUAUAUGCAGAAAAAUAAAUGGUAGCUUUACAAUAAGUCUGAUUCCUACAAGCAUGAGCUUGUAAUAUUUGCAUACUUGAUUUGCAAUCAAGUCACGACUGCACAAGAAGUUGUGAUAAAACCAUAGUUGUUCCAAAUUUGAUAAGAAUAUUGUACUGUAAUUCAGAAAACGUGGCAAUUUUAUGGAACUAAAAAAAUGGUCUGUCCAUCCAUUUUCUGCAUCCUCAGUAGGUUCAGUUAAGCAGGAGCCUAUAGCAGCUGAGUUUGUCACUUUUAUGACAUGUGUUUUCAGCAUUUUUCAAAUCUGAACUUUUAUCGUGGCCAGGGUAUAUAUACAUAUACAGUGGGGCAAAUAAGUAUAUAGUCAACCACCAAUCG